AUGGUCUGGUCACCGCCAGUAUCCGUACACUUUACAAUUGAAAAGGAGAAGUUUGCUGAAGGUGGUUUUCGUGCUGCAUACAAGGCUACCUCGAAAUCACCAAAUUUUGAAGGUAAAACCUACAUUGUGAAACGCUUCUUACCUAAAACAGUUGAACUGAUUGGAGCAGUAAACGAGACUCAAGAAGACCAUGCACGAAAGUCUAUUCAGAUGCAAGCAUUGGCAAAUAAUUUCGCAGAACAAGUUGCAGCAAAAGUAGAGAAAGAUGGAAACAAAAAUGUAUUUGGAAAGCCAUUUCGGUAUGUUGAUGCAUUUUUGGGAAAGGUUCAGCGCACAAACCAAAUUGUAACAAUAGAACAGUUUGCAUCCGGUACUUUCCAAAAAUAUGUAAACAACGAUGGAACAAUCUCACAUAACAAGGACAUUGAGAAGCAAAGAAAGGCCGAAAGCCUUGUUCAUUUUUCGUUUGUAAAGUCGAACAGGAAACUCUUGUUGGUAGAUAUCCAAGGAGGUGAGUAUAACCUAACAGAUCCUGAAAUUGCCACAGUCUCUGGCAUAUAUGACAAUGACGACCGCCUUCUCUUCUGUGCUGGAAAUCUAUCAACAGAAGCAUACUUGAAUUUCUUCAAUGCUCAUAAGUGUAAUGCAUUUUGUAACCUCCUUGGUCUCGUGCCGGAAGAAGUAGAGAAUGAUGC
This is a messenger RNA of Paramuricea clavata, 695 nucleotides long. The record is from the annotation of a GenBank genome assembly. NCBI's taxonomy places the organism in Eukaryota, Metazoa, Cnidaria, Anthozoa, Malacalcyonacea, Plexauridae.